This is a messenger RNA of Chelonia mydas (Green sea turtle), 2710 nucleotides long. RefSeq names its product small integral membrane protein 3 (gene SMIM3). The transcript is spliced from 3 exons. Lineage: Eukaryota; Metazoa; Chordata; Testudines; Cheloniidae. Bases 397 to 582 code for a protein of 61 amino acids. The record is from RefSeq and is a predicted model, not a curated record.
AUUACGAGCCAGCGUGUUGGUUCAGCGUGGUGGCUUGGAAAGUUGUCUGCUAGCUACCUUAGAAGAUGGUCUGAGUCUCUCUCCUCUUCUUCCCAAGGAGUCCCCUAGUCACCGAGCUGCCAGGACGCCAGCAGUCCCCCCUGCAUUUCUGGGUGGGCUGGGGCACAGAGUAGGUCGUCUGUGCUGACCGAAGCCCCCACUACGCUGGAAGAGUAGCUUUUAACGUCAGUUGAAACGGGCCAGCGAAUUCUUGCCCUGAAACACGCCUGAACCUGCUGAUGACAUCAGGAGGCCUCUCCCCUGCCACAUGGAAAUGCAUGGACCUGCAUCACUCGCAUGCCAGUUUCAACCAGUCCUCCCUUCCAGACACAUCUUUCGUAAACAGAGAGGAAGAGGAUGGAAGGCAUGAGCAGCCCAAAUCCCACCAUGUCUGCCAUCCCCAAGCACAUCCUGGACAUCUGGGUCAUUGUGCUGAUCAUCCUGGCCACCAUCCUUGUCAUGACAUCCAUGGUGCUGUGCCCGGCCAUGGCUGUCAUCAUCUACAGGGUGCGGACUCACCCCAUACGCAACGGGGUCGUGUGAGAACAGAGCCCAGGGCCGAGGUGGCCUCCCUCAGACCACACUGGAGAAAAAGACAGUGGGCGAAGCAGGCAGCUCCCUGAGCCGUGCCGGCCAGGACAUGGCAGGAAGCACAGGCUGAUACUCCUGGGACCCGAAAUCCCUGUGUGUCACCCAAAUGCACGCAAGGGAGCUAGGUUAGUCACCCACUCCGACUGGUGACAAAGCUUCUUCUGGAGUCUGGAUGGGUGAGUCCCCCUCAGUGCGUGCAGCGGCCCAGAAAGCCCCUGUCUGGGCUUCAUCUCAUGCACUCCAAUCAAAAUGGCCCCCUCGUAUUUACCUGGUGAGCUACUCGGAAAUGACAGAGAAGCUGCAGGCCAGGGGCCACAAAGGAAAUGUUCAACUUCUGAGAGCAAAAUGGUUUCCAGAUGCGGUGGCGUUGGACGUUGAGUGACUCGCGCCGUGCCACUCUCCCUCGCUGCGAGGGCAGGGGCUGGUGACCUCUGGCUCCUCACAGCUGGGAUCUCCCGUCUCCAUGACCCAAGCUCCCCCAGCCACAGGAGAAGAACAAGGAAGGGAAGUGGGGUUCAGUGAAAGUAAUUUAUUUGGCUUGGGGGGAGGGGAUCCAUGUAAGGUGGCAAAAACAGGGGUGCAUUUGGCUUCUGGGUUUGCAAGGCCAUGGGACUGUAUCAACAUCGUUACCACAGUGAAGGGGCCAAUCGCAGCCGUAUCAGUCUUGCUGUGUUGCAGGCAUUUGGUGUAAUUGUACCAGAAAUGUACUAGGUGUUGGGUUUCAGAGGAAGGCCCUUUGGCUAACAGCUCUUGGGAGUGACACGGCAUCACCCCCAGGCAGCCAGUCACCCCCUUUCUGGGCCUGUCACCUUGUUCUGGUUUCUUAAUAUCGUUGUAAUGAAAGGGCUAGAUUGGCGCCUGUUGACAGGGUCCAGCCGGGAUCAGUCCCAGGUUGCAAUAUGCCUCCACCCUGCUCUAGGGAGGCCCCUAUUCCAGGGCUGCGGGCCAGUUCAGUCUGGGUGGUCCAUUCAGCCCUUGACCUCUCUCCAGAGAUUGCCAACAUGGAGUCCGUUACUAUGGUGCUCUGUGUGACAGGGACACCCAGGCACUGGGAGCUGGGCUCAUGGUACACAGACCCUCACCAGCCGCCAGAGGGUAAAUCCGUGCUGGAUGCAAACCGGUGCUGAAGGACCCUCCCGCCCCAUGUCCUUAACAAGCGCAAGCCCCGUAGUUCUGUGGCAGCUCCUCUGCACUUCCUCGCCCAAAGAUGGGGAGGAAAUGGUUAACAAAACAGGAGAAUGCAAAUUCCAAGCCAGCGCACAGAGAGAAAGUGCAGUGAGGGGAGAAGGAGAAGGGAGCCCCUCUUAGUACUCAGCAGCCAGUCUGGAUUGGUCCCACCCUCUGGAUAUAGGUUAUAGACUCAAAGCUAGAAGGCAGCAUAGGGUUAUUUUAUCCUCACCUGUAACAGCUGAGACUGCUUAGACAAAACAUUCCUAAACGGGGCCUAGGUAUGUAAGUGCAAAGGGAUGCAUUAGGGCUAGCAGGGCAGUGCACUCCCCCUUCUCACUGGGAGAACUGGCUCACAAUCCACUUAAAGCACCACUGCAGUGAGUUUGCGAGUUCUCAGGGGGUAUUUCCGUGCAGCAGAAAAGCUCUGUGUACUAUGGUACAGUUAGCAGCCAGUGCCCAGGAGAGGGAGGCCAAGGACUGGGAAAACUCAAGACAGGAGUGCUUUGACUGUACUAUGCGUUGGACCCAGGCACAGAACAGCAGGGGAAACUCACAGGGGUUCGUGAGCUGCGUCCUGAGACCAGAACAGUGGGGGAAAGGUAAGGGGCGGGUGCUGCAGCUCGGGACUAGCAAAGCUAUGUGUGGAAAGGCUGCCUAGCUGUAUCUAACUGCAGCCAUUGCUCGCUGGCUGUUGCUUUCAGAGACACUAAAACUCAAAACUUAAGCUGCCAAGUUUGCACUUUUUGAGUUGCAAGAAAAAGUUAUGGGGAAAAAAAGGAACAGGAGGGUGAAUGCAAUGUACAUAGGAAAAGCGUGACAUAAAUGUAUUUAUAGGACAUGUGUGAGCAAAAUCACCAUCAUAUAAACUGUGAUAUUGCACCAAUCCAUGGAAUAAAUGGACUUUAUUCUA